Molecule: messenger RNA, 1887 nt
Organism: Suillus subalutaceus
Lineage: Eukaryota; Fungi; Basidiomycota; Agaricomycetes; Boletales; Suillaceae
Exons: 14
Coding region: 193-1767 (524 amino acids)
Source: RefSeq, a predicted model, not a curated record
AGAAAACGUCCGAAGGUGAACGGAGCGCUUGUUGAAGUUAAGAUCACUGCAAUCCAAAGACCGAAGAAGGCUCGGUCCGACUCGAGCUCGAUCAGCCGCACUCUCGCUCGUAGUCGUCUAAGCUUUGAAUUUGGCACUCUGAAUCACUUUACCACUGGGACCGAUAUUGCGGCCGGGACUACCAUACCGUCAAUGACUUCUUUAUCUGAACACUCGUUUCGACCGUUGGCACCAUCCACUAUCCGAAGGAAAAGAAGUCCAGCUCUAGUGAAUCACUCUCAUCUUCAGAGAGCACUCCCAAAUGCUACUGUUCAGGAUGAUCAACUGUCUGGACUCACCACCGGUUGGACCAGGAUACGACAUCCGGAUUUUGGCUCUUACUACUUUCACAAGGAGAUGGGAGUUUGCAGCAAUAUGAAUCCUGAAAUGAGCGCCCUACAUAGCGUCAUCACCCAGCUACUGCGCGAUUUGAAGGAAAGGGCUCCUCCUGAUGCCAACUCCGAGAUGACUGUCGUUCUGGACUUAGUCUCGUCUUCCGUCUGUGCAGACCAGAGACCCACCUUCGGAUAUUAUUUUGCUUCUCAUACUCACAAGCGAGUCCUUUGGCUGGAAGAUUUUAGUCUCGCUUGCUUGUCAGAAGAAUGUGACGGACCUGUGGAAUCAUCUUCUAGAUGCGCUGAAGCACAGUACUGGAAGCAUUGCGAACUCUUUCCGAAUACACUCGAUGUCACAGAGGUUGUCAUCCGUGAACUCAAGAGCAUUUUAGUUCAAGCAUCUGCAGAUCGCGUGACUUCGAAAUUCUCGACAUCGCCCUAUGACGCAGAAAAUAUUUCAACCAUGUUAGAACUUGUGAAUAAUAUCGAGCCUCAGGGCAAGAGCGAGGAUGGGCGCUCAGCUUGGACAAUAGCGAAAUUCAUGGCGCUAUAUCACACCGGCAUGUUACGAAGUUCAUAUGGUCAAAAUGACGACUAUUUCGACAUCGAGAACUCUGAGCCAAAUUCGGAACCUUAUCGACGCUCGAUCCUGAUGGCAGUUUUGUCUCCAUUAAUGCUGAAGUCUGCAGAAAUCUACGCAGAAGAAUUACACAGCUUGCGAGACAAUUUCUCCCUUGCGCGGUGGAGGAAGUUUGUGAAUAAGGUGGAUAUCAGCAUCCGCGAUUCCAAUCUGCUGGCAACUGUCCUGCUUAGCACGAGCAUUGGCUUUUUGACAAUUGGAAGUGUGGAUUCAAGCGGUGCAGAUGCAAGGUCAGGAGAGCAGGUUGUCAUAUAUUGUUCCGUCAUCUGCAGCAUCGGAAGUAUCAUCAUCGGUCUUAUUAUUUUCAAACAAUACCGUGCAAAGGGUGCUGAUACUCCUGCGAGAGCGAUCACAAUCUUGAAGCGGAUCUUCCGCGAGCCAUAUGGUCUCGAGAGGAUUGCUGUUAUCUGCAGCCUGCCAUACAUCUUGCUGAUGUGGAGUCUGAUUCUGUUUUCGAUUGCAUUUUGCCAGAUUACUUUCAAUAAGACAGAUGUCGAGACUCGCACGCCUGUUGCAGUUGCGAUCUCCUUGGUUUUGUUAUCUGUGUUUGGGUCUUUGUAUACUGCUGGACCACGAGAUAAGGAGGAGAAAGUCAUGGGCCCACCCAAGGUCUCGAGCUGGAGAGUGAUAGGUCGGCGGAUCACAGGGUUUAUUCCGGCUGCGUACAAGCAAUUGCGGAAGCCGGACGAUCCAGUACAGUGUGCAGACAUUCAGGGUGAUGGAGAUAUGGAAACAGGUCUCAAGACGUGUUGAUUCGACUUCUCGGCUCCAAGUUAGAUGAUCCGAACAGUUACUACUAUUAUCAUCAAAUCUCCUCUAGCAUUGCUGUUUAUUCCCCUUGGUAAACUAUAUCACUGCACAACGUCACUCACA